GAUAGUUUCUGUUGAUCGCAGACAGGCCAUUUUGGUGAUUGCUGUGAGAAACAAGUAUCCCACAGAUCACCAACAUUAUCUUCUGAUCAAAAGCCCAGGACAUGAGUAGUUCGGUUCUAAAGUCUGGUGCAACUCACAGCACCCGAACCGCAUCACAUCUCCCUGCACAGCUGCCGAUCAUCAGGAGCCUGAAGAUCUCCCAUAAGUGUCAAAAGCUUGCGCCCCGAUCUGACAGGCAACCUCUACACAAACCUCAAGCCUUUGCAUUUGGUGGUGUCUCAAACACCACAAGGAGCUUGGAAUCUCAGAUCGACGAGCUUGAAGGCACUUCCACCUUGCAGCCUGAACAGGAGAGUUCAGACCUCUUGACGCUCGAUGAGGUGCAGAGCAUUGCAGCCCGGAGGGGGCUCUAUUUGAAUGCCCGCACUCUGGGUCCCUUCUACAGAAUUGUGAUAAGAGACAGGGACGAAGAUGGCCCAAUAAUGGCAGUCAGCUCUGGCUUCACGGUGCCGGCCAUGGGUCUCAUGCACUGCGACUCCCUGGAAAUAUUCACGCGAGGGGUGCGCGGGAGUGAAGGGGAGCGGUUGAGAGGGGGAGUGUUGGGGCUGGGCCUGCUGAUGGGAGGCGCAGUGUUCAGCUUCGGCCACAGCGUCGGCUGCACCAAGGCAGAGAUCCUCGCCAUCAAGGACGAUGAUGCGUGGCACAAGAGGCUGGUGCGCUACUACAGCUACUUUGGCUUUGAGCGCGUGCGUGCAGUGGGAGACAGUGGCUUGAGAGACCUGCCAGACCUCCUUGUGUGGGGAGGCGUAGGCAUGCGGAUGGAUGCUGACAUAGAGGACUUGCUCAGGCGAUGGACGGCUGCAAUCCGCCGAUCUGACCGCUGAGCAGUGCACUGAAACAAGGAACAUGCAUGGAUCGAGCGAUGUCAACUCAGUGGUUUCAGUGUCAAUAUAUCAAUAUUGACUCCCAAAUACUGGGGCAGAAAAAUGUUGUAUUGUGUAUUCAUAAGGCCAGAUCUACUGUCUGGUGUUUAAAAGUGUUUGCAAGCCUUGUCCAUCGCACGAAAAUGUACAAAGUAUCCAGGCCUAACCUAAAUUUAAUGAGUCUGCUGG
Messenger RNA from Coccomyxa subellipsoidea C-169, 1112 nucleotides. RefSeq lists its product as hypothetical. The record is from RefSeq and is a predicted model, not a curated record. The transcript is spliced from 6 exons. The coding region runs from base 483 to 884 and encodes 133 amino acids. NCBI's taxonomy places the organism in Eukaryota, Viridiplantae, Chlorophyta, Trebouxiophyceae, Coccomyxaceae.